Phytomonas sp. EM1 is the source of this 992-nucleotide messenger RNA. The record is from the annotation of a GenBank genome assembly. NCBI's taxonomy places the organism in Eukaryota, Euglenozoa, Kinetoplastea, Trypanosomatida, Trypanosomatidae.
GUAGCCCUUUGUUUCAUCAUAUAAGAGACUUAAAUAAUUAUCAAAAAAAAAGGAACCAAAAUAUCCUUAGUAAUUUUAAUUUAAACAUUUAGCUCCUUAAUUUUCAACGUAUCAUAAUGGGGUUUGCAACGGCCAAGGAUGUUUGGUUGGCUCCCAUGCAACGAGAGUGGCCUUUGUUUAUUUCAUUCGUCACUUUUUGGUUUUGUGCACAAUUUGUUUCUGGGAUCAUACUGCGGCGCAUCAUUCCUGGAUGGAAGCGGUUCUCGAAAUCCGAUCAGAGGGAACUCAAGCAGCGAUUAUGCAGCGCCCUCAAUGGAAUCAUCAUGUUCGGAAGUUCAGUAAUUUUCAUUAGUAAUCUAUAUCUUCUCUCCUUUAAAUUAUCAGAGAAUCUGUACCAGGUCGUAGAUUUUCCCAUUUUUGCUAUUUACAGGGUUGCAAUUGUGGCUUACUUCACCUGGGAUGUCGUGGUUUGCUUCAUUGACAAUUGGUCUUGGGAGUGGAAGAUUCAUGGCAUAUGCAGCUUAAUAGGUGUUUAUUGUCUUUGGUUUCCAUUUGCAGACGUUUACGCGGGGUUCUACACAGGUUGCUAUGAGAUGACCAACUUUUUUUUUCACAUUUCUAUCAUGCUUCGUAUGAUUGCCUCAUCUAACGCAGAAAAUCCAAAGAUUCACCUUGUAUGCAGUAGGUACGCAGAUUGGUUUGAAUAUAUCUUUGCAUUUUUAUUUGUUCUUAUUCGUUGUGUACUGAGUACCGCAUUGACGUAUGUAUUGGUGAAAAUUGUACUCAGAAAUCUAUACGAGGAUAUUCUUAAUCAAGGCACACUAGGCUACGUGCCGCGUUCGCAUGAUGAGCUGGCCUGUGUGUUGUCCACUGUAGGGCUCUGCGUAAUUCAAUGCAUUCAGUAUUUCUGGCUGCUGGAGAUCAUAAAACGAGUAUUCAAAAUGUUCUCUGCAUCGGGGGAACAUAAUAAAAAUGUAACUAAGCAAAUUUAA